Micropterus salmoides (largemouth bass) is the source of this 4661-nucleotide messenger RNA. It is a transcript of the gene sertad3, whose product is annotated as SERTA domain containing 3. The record is from RefSeq and is a predicted model, not a curated record. Gene Ontology annotation, molecular function: transcription regulator activity; catalytic activity. Gene Ontology annotation, cellular component: nucleus. The coding region runs from base 1355 to 4378 and encodes 1007 amino acids. The transcript has 3 exons. Lineage: Eukaryota; Metazoa; Chordata; Actinopteri; Centrarchiformes; Centrarchidae.
GAAAUGUCGAGUGGUGGAAUUUAAAUCGAAACAGUAAGUAAGUAAGUAAGCCAGCAAGUAGUGUUGGUGGUUUACGACAGCAGAAGUCGUGUCUGAUCGUUUCGUUUUCCUCCUGAGCGAUUGUUGCUCUCAGCCCCCAACUGCUAACGUUUUGGCGUGAAGGAAGGAGGUGGAUGUUGGUUGGUGGACGAGAGAUGGCAGAAGGAAGUGACGGUUCAGGAAGUGAGUUAGGAGAGAUGGUCGAAGGUGGCGGGAGUUAUGAAAAGUGGAAUAUAGCAGGUAGGAAAAAUAAGCGUAAAAAGAGCCUAAGAUCGGAUGGGAGUGAUAGUGACGGGAGAGCAACUGUAACUGAAAGGAGGAGAGAGGAUUUCAAGGCAAUAGUAAAACUUGUGCAAGAUGGGGCUUCAUUCUGCGAUUGGAAUCCAAUACAGCUAACUAAAUCCAUAAGUAAAGAAAUCGGGGAGGUAAGGAGUGCUAAAAUAUUGCGAAAUGGAUCAUUACUAAUUAUAUGUAAGGAUGGAGUACAACAAGGAAAAGCAGUCAGAAUGAAUAAAAUAAAUGGCAAGAAAGUACAAUGUUCUCUGAUGACUGACAGAAAAUUGGUCAGGGGAGUUAUUACAGGGAUUCCAGUAAAUGUAACAGCAGAUGAUGUUAAAGGAAAUGUAACAAAUGCCAAAGUGAGUGAAGUCAGACGUCUUAAAGCAAGCAGAAAUGGGAUUAAAAGUGACAGUCUCUCUGUACUGAUCACAUUUGAUGAGGAAAGACUCCCGGAAAAGAUCUUUAUUGGAUAUAUGUGUUAUGAUGUGAGGCCGUAUGUUCCCCCACCUCUCAGAUGUUUUAAAUGUCAGAGGUUCGGACACGUAGCAUCCGUGUGCAAGGGAAAGCAAACGUGUGGUAGAUGCGGUGGAAACCACGAGUAUGGCAAAUGUGCAGAGGGGACAAAGCUGAAGUGUUGUAAUUGUGGAGGAGAACAUAGCUCAGCUUACCGCGGAUGCGAAGUUAGUAAGAGAGCGGCAGAGGUGCAGCGAGUCAAGGCUACUCAGGGAAUAAGCUACGCAGAGGCAGCAAAGAAGGUUUCAGGAGACGCGCAGGUGACAAGGCAAAAUGACACUAGAAAUAAAGAUGCAGGGAAAUGUGUAGGGUGCGAUAAAGUGAAGGAGGAAACUCUGAUUGUGAACAAGAAUGACUUUGUAUUCUUUAUGGCAGAUAUUGUCAACUGUUCAGCACAGACAAAAAGCCGAAAUGAAAGGAUCAAAAUAAUUGUCAAAUCAGCUGAGAAGUACCUUGAUGUGAGGGGGCUGCACUGGGAAACAGUUAAAGACAUUCUUAAUGAAGAUAAUCAGUCAUCUCAGACAUGUGUUGGAUCCUCUUAAUGGUGCUAAUUAUACUCCAGUGGAAUGCAAGAAGCUUAAUUUCAAAUGGCCAAGAGUUCAAAAAGUAUAUUGAUAAAUUGGAAGAGAAACCUGAUAUAAUUUGUAUACAGGAGACAUGGUUAAAGCCACAGUUGGACUUUAUUAUAAAGGGAUAUACUGCUGUUAGGAGAGACAGAAAUCCUGGCAACGGUGGAGGCGUUGUGACAUUCAUACAAAAUGGAAUGAGUUAUAAGGUUAUACGUAUAAGCACAGAUCAUGAAUCAAUUGCGGUUAAGGUAUGGACUAAUAGAGGUAAUAUUGGCAUAAUUAAUUACUAUAAUCCUUGUGGGAAAAUAAGUCUAGAUAUACUAGAGAAUGUAGGAGGACUAUUGCAAGAUAAUGUGAUAUGGUGUGGGGAUUUCAAUUCACAUAACUCACUAUGGGGUUGCAAUAAAACCGAUUUAAAUGGUUUAGCAGUUGAAGAAUUUAUAGAUAAUCACUGUUUGGUAUGUAUUAAUAAUGGGGAAGGAACACGAUACAAUAGUGUGCAAAACACAGAGGCAGCGCUUGAUUUAACACUGGUGUCUAGUGAAAUAGCAGGUUUAAGCACAUGGAGCGUGAUCAAACAUACCACAAUAGGAAGUGAUCACUACCCUGUGGUAACUAAAGUUGGCAUUGAAGGUUUUUAUGAUGAGGGAAAGAAAACUCCCAGAUGGAAAUUGGGAAAUGCUAACUGGGAUGUUUUUCAAAAGAUCAGUACAAACAGAUUCAAGAAACUCAAAGAGGAGAACCAGACAGAUGUAAACAUAAUCAAUAGUACAAUAGUUAAUGAGAUUAUUCAAUCGGCUGAGGAAACAAUCCCUAAGAGUACAGGAACUAAACGGACCAAGAGUGUACCCUGGUGGAAUGACAACUGUAGUAAAGCCAUAAAGGCCAGGAAUAAAGCAUUUAGAGAACUCAAGAAACAUCAUUCUCAGGAUGCAUUGAUCCAGUAUAAAAGGGCCCAAGCAAUAGUAAGGAGGACAAUUAGAACACAAAAACGAACAUUUUGGAGGCAGUACUGUAGCACUAUUGGAAGGGAAGUACAGCUGUCAGAUGUAUGGGGCAUGAUUAGAAGAAUGGGGGGGAUUAGAAGAAAUUAUGAGAUACCAGUGUUGAACACUGGGAACAAAAUGGCUGUCAAUAACUUAGAAAAGGCGGAACUUUUUGCACAAACAUUUGAAAGGGUUCAUAGUUCGUGUAAUCUCACAGAUGAGGCUAGGCAGUGUAGAGAGGAAAUCUUAAUGAAGAAUCCCAAAAUAACAGAGAAAAGGGAGGUGUCAGGAGAUCCGUUAGAUCUACCGUUUAAUAUGUUUGAGCUAAGAAGAGCAAUUACGAGUGCUCGUCAGACCACUCCAGGGAAGGACGCUGUAUGUUAUGGAAUGUUGGCACACAUGACAGAUAGUGCACUAGACACGGUGUUGGGUUUGUUUAAUAAAGUUUGGGAUGUUGGCCAACUUCCUUUAGCUUGGAAACAAGCAAUAAUAGUGCCCAUUCCAAAACCAGGAAAAGAUCAGUCAGACCCUUCCAGUUAUAGACCUAUUGCAUUAACCUCACACUUGUGCAAAAUUAUGGAACGAAUGGUCACAGAGCGUUUAACAUACUUCCUAGAGAGUAAAGCUCUUCUGUACCCGUACCAGAGUGGGUUCCGUAGAGGUCGGAAUACAAUGGAUUCAGUACUGUGCCUAGAAUCAGACAUCAGGAAAGCACAGACCAACAAAGAAAUACUGAUAGCUGUAUUUUUUGACGUUGAAAAAGCAUAUGAUAUGCUCUGGAAAGAAGGGUUACUUAUUAAGUUGAAGUCAUUGGGUAUUGGUGGUAGAACAUAUAAUUGGGUUAUGAACUUUCUAUUUGACAGGGAAAUACAAGUAAGAGUUGGCACAGAAUACUCCAGUGUAUAUAAGGUGGAAAAUGGAACUCCGCAAGGUAGUGUGUGCAGCCCAUUGCUAUUCAACAUAAUGAUAAAUGACAUCUUCUCUCAGGUUGAACAAAGCGUAGGGAAAUCUUUGUACGCAGACGACGGGGCUCUGUGGGUAAGAGGCCGCAAUGUGUUGCACGUCAGUAAGAAAAUGCAAGCUGCAAUAGCUGCUGUGGAAAAAUGGGCAAAUAAAUGGGGAUUCAAGUUAUCUGUUGCAAAAACACAGGUGAUCUGUUUCUCAAGGCGGCAUAAAGUCACGCCUAUUUCCAUGAAGUUAUAUGAACAACCACUUAAGCAAGUCAAAACAAUUAAAUUUCUUGGGGUUUGGUUUGAUGAGAAGCUCACCUGGAAUACUCAUUUAGAUAAAGUUAAGAACAAGUGUAAAAAGGUCAUCAAUAUACUUCGUUGUCUGUCAGGACAAGAGUGGGGAGCAAGCAGAGCAGCUCUACAAAAUAUAUACUGGGCACUCAUGAGAUCCGUUUUUGACUAUGGAUGUGUAGCGUACAUGUCAGCAGCAGAAUCAAACCUUAAGAAGUUGGAUGUAUUACAAGCUCAGGCCUUGAGAAUUUGCAGUGGAUCAGUCAGAACAUCUCCGGUGUCAGCAAUGCAGGUGGAAAUGGGAGAAAUGCCGUUAAGAAUCAGGCGAGUAAAGUUAAUGUUGGCAUACUGGGUUAAUCUCCAGGGGCAAUGUGACUCUCAUCCUGCCAAGAGUCUCUUAAUAGAUUGCUGGGAACACAAUGAGACAAAUUUCACAAGUUUUGGGUGGAUUGGUGAUGCAAAGGCAGAAGUCAUAGGAUUACGACAAUUAGACUACAGCCCUACAGUGUCACAGUCUUCCAUUCCUCCCUGGUUAUUCCCAACACCAAUUGUAGAUCUAAACAUACAGCAGGAGUUGAAGGAUAUGUCAAAGAAACUUCCAGCAUGCAGUAUAGUACAGAAUUACUUUGAUUUACAUUUUUCAGACUCCAUGUUUAUAUUCACAGAUGGCUCCAAAGAUCCUGAUACAGGGCGUGCAGGUGCAGCAGUCUUUUUCCCAGCAAUCCAGCUUGUGGCGGUAAUGCACCGUUAAACUGGUUUGCCAACCGCCAUUAAACCCUAAAGAAGAAGAAGAAGAAGAAGAAGUUUUGGCGUGAAACUCAAAUCCCGGGCGGGAGAAGACCGAGGCAGUCGGUUAGCAGCGAAACCUUUUGAGUUUGAAACGGAAAUCAUAGUUUUAAAUUGUUUUUAAAUCACCGUCUUAACUUCUGAAUGAGUUGAGUUGAGUUUUUUGUCGGGUCGAAGAGGAGGCAGGAUAACGACGUACCAACAGUGUCGACUCAACGUACCGCGGAGAGACGGGAAGUGAUUCAACA